AUGGAGUCCACGUCAGGCUCAAAAACUUACUUCUCCACAGCUUUGCUCGUCGGAGUUCUAGGUAUUAUAAGCUUCGUAUUUUACCAAAGUUUGAAGGGAUCGAAGCAGUCGCUGCCUCUCCCCCCUGGGCCUAGGAAGCUUCCGGUCCUGGGAAAUGCGUUUGAUUUCCCGAAGUCUGAACCCUGGGUGACUUUCGCCAAGUGGGGAGAGCAAUACGGCCCCAUCGUCCACUUGAGCGCAGUCAACCAAUCCGUCAUAAUACUCAAUGACCCCAGCUAUGCCGUCGAUAUGUUAGACAAGAAGAGCCGCAUUUAUAGCGAUAGACCCACGCUGAUGCUGUCAGGCCGUCUUAUAGGCUGGGAAGAAAUCCCCGGAUUGGUGCCUAUGGGUGAGCAGUGGAGCGAGUAUAGAAAGAUGUUUGCGCGGUUCAUGGGUACGAAGGCGAAGGUGGAGGGAUUUGGUGAGCUGUUGGAGGACGAGACGAAGGCGUACUUGAGGAAUAUUUUAGAUGUGAGGGAGGAGUGGGUCGAGCAUUCGCGCCAGUUCGCGGGCAGCAUCGUGCUGAUGUUGACGUAUGGCAUCAAGCCUACGGAUGACGGCGCAGAAGGGAUGAUAAGAGUAGUCAACGAAGCCAUGUGCCAGUUCUCCAAGACGAGUAUCAGUGGCGCGGAUUUAUGUCUUGCAUACCCAUCAGUGCGACAUGUCCCAAGCUGGUUUCCCGGUGCGGGUUGGAAGCGUAAAGUCCCCAGGUAUAGAAAGAGCUUACAGCUCAUGGUAAAUGAGCCGUAUGAAUGGGCAAACAAGCAGAUGGCCGCUGGAACUGCUCGCCCCUCCUUCCUGUCUACAUACCUUCAAGAUCAGUCGGUGACUCUCGAACAAUCACAGACAGUGAAAUGGGCCGCCAAUGGAAUUUAUAGCGGUGGAGCGGAUACUACCGUAUCAGGCCUGGAAUGCUUUUUUCUCGCGAUGGCCCUCCACACCGAAGAACAAAAGAAGGCACAAGCCGAGAUCGACAAGGUUAUAGGUUUGGGCAGGCUGCCCACCCUCCGAGACGGGGAAUGCUUGCCGUAUACGAACGCCUUGAUCACCGAGGCACAGAGACGAUACCCUUUCGCGAUGCUCGGUAUCCCUCAUGCCUCGAGAGAGGACGAUGUCCACGAGGGAUACUUCAUCCCGAAAGGCUCUGUUGUCAUCCCGAAUGUGUGGCAAUUUCUGAAGGACCCGAAGGUGUAUCCUGACCCCGAUCGCUUUUCCCCAGAGCGAUAUCUCGCUUCAGGUGGAGUUGAACCACAGAAAGAUCCACGAGAGUAUACAUUUGGAUUUGGGCGACGGUUCGUCCCUUUUCGAGAAUCUCCGUACCUUGACAUAGGUAUCCACUUCGCCGACGCGUCGUUGUGGAUCGCGUGCACCUCCAUACUCCAGGUGUAUGAUAUACGGCCACCUACGAAGAAUGGACAGCCGGUAUUACCAGCCGUAAAGUUUACGAGCGAGUCGAUCAGUCAUCCGGAACACUUCGAAUGCGUGAUCAAGCCACGUUCAGCCGCUGCUGAGGCCUUUAUCCGGGGCAAUGCUUGA
Molecule: messenger RNA, 1575 nt
Organism: Stereum hirsutum FP-91666 SS1
Lineage: Eukaryota; Fungi; Basidiomycota; Agaricomycetes; Russulales; Stereaceae
Product: cytochrome P450
Exons: 11
Coding region: 1-1575 (524 amino acids)
Molecular function (GO): heme binding; oxidoreductase activity, acting on paired donors, with incorporation or reduction of molecular oxygen; iron ion binding
Source: RefSeq, a predicted model, not a curated record